Pyrus x bretschneideri (Chinese white pear) is the source of this 2283-nucleotide messenger RNA. RefSeq lists its product as uncharacterized. The record is from RefSeq and is a predicted model, not a curated record. NCBI's taxonomy places the organism in Eukaryota, Viridiplantae, Streptophyta, Magnoliopsida, Rosales, Rosaceae. Gene Ontology annotation, cellular component: membrane. Bases 412 to 1797 code for a protein of 461 amino acids. The transcript has 8 exons. Gene Ontology annotation, biological process: fluoride transmembrane transport. Gene Ontology annotation, molecular function: fluoride transmembrane transporter activity.
GCCAAACCAAAACGUGUGAACAGCAGCCGUGCGGUGCCCUGCCUCCCAAAACCCCAUUCAUCUCUCUCUCCGUCUCUCUCAGAACCUUCCGACUUCCACUUUUCAAUCCCACAAUCAUCUUUUGUUCUGCUUAAUUUGUUUUUCUGUCUUCCUCCCAUUGCGGCCGCCUUCAACCUCUCCAGCCGCCAUUCAACACCACACUCGCCCUUUCGCGUUUCUGCGUUCAAGGAAUCUGGGCACCUCUUUCCGCGUUCAAAGAAUCAAUGCUGAAGGAGUUGUCGCCGUUUGUUUGUAUACAAAUCUUUUGAUUAUUUUGACACACGGAGUGGUGUAGGGCUCCUUCCAAAGUACAAACUAUAGCAUUUCAACGCUUGUAGCACAUCGCUUCAAGAGAAAUCAAGUGCUGUGGUUAUGGAGGAAGGGUACCGUGGGACUAAUGACACUGAACUCAGACGAAGCGUAUCCAAUGAUCGAACAAGCAGAGCCACUUCUUCAUUAAGGAGGCGGUCCUUAAGUUUAUCACAUGUUCAGCCUUCUCAAAUAGAUGAUGACAAUGAAAGUGAAAGUGUGUCAGAGGCAGGAGAUAUUGGCGAUCGGGCUCUUCACAGCAACAGGCACAGUGAGAGUGGCAGCGUCUGCUUGUUUCCUUCAGAGGAUGUUCAACUGCAAUCCUAUGGAUUCUGGGGUCGUGACCUUGUUGCAUCCAAAGGAAUUUCCCCUGUCACUCCCUUGCCAGAGGAAAUCAUAUCUCCUCUUUCCACUGAUGCGAUGAUAUCCGAGGACCCAACACCCGAAAAUGCAAUAAGGUUGCCAAAAUUCUUUGAAUAUGGUUCAUGCAUGACUCAUUUAGCAGUUUUUGGCAUUCUUGGGGUCUUAACGAGAUAUCUUCUGCAAAAAUUGUUUGGCCCUGGACUUGUAGGUGUAACAGGCGACGAAACCAUUCUCUACCUUGAUCUUCCUUCUAAUAUGGUUGGCUCUUUCUUGAUGGGGUGGUUUGGUGUUGUUUUCAAAGGAGAUAUAUCCUAUGUGUCAGAUUAUUUGCUCAUCGGAUUAUCAACUGGUUACUUGGGAAGCCUUACAACUUUCAGUGGUUGGAACCAGAAAAUGGUUGAACUCAGUGUUGAAGGACAUUGGGUUUUUGCUCUGCUCGGCUUUUUGAUAGGUUUGUUUCUUGUGGCCUACUCCAUCAUUUUUGGGGUAGAGACAGCAAAGGGUUUUAGGCAGAUUCUUGAGAGGAACUCAAUCUGUGGUAUUACCAGCUCUAGAAGGAGGUGGAGGGUUGACAGCUACAAGCGUCACUUGGUAGCUUUAGCAGUGUUGUUGCUGAUGCUAAGUUCUCUGUGGAGUAUAGGUGGAAUACAGUUAAGAGAGGAGUUUAACAGUAGCAGCAGCGAGGCGCAACUAUGGUUGGGUUGCAUAGUUGGACCUUUUGGUGUGUGGAUCCGGUGGUUCUUAGCCCGGCUUAAUGGACGUGGAUUAGGAAAGACGGGUUUGUUGAAAUGGGUUCCAUUUGGUACUUUAAUUGCCAAUGUUUCUGCAGCUUGUGUAAUGGCAGCCCUGUCUACUGUGAAGAAAGCAGUGGAUACUAGGACUUGCGACGUUGUUGUAACAGGCAUACAAUUUGGAUUUUUGGGUUGCCUGAGUACUGUUUCUACCUUCAUUGCUGAGUUCAAUGCGAUGAGAGAAAGCAAAUACCCUUGGAGAGCAUACGCAUAUGCCAUGGCUACGAUAUGCAGCUCGUUUGGUUUGGGAAUCCUGAUAUAUUGUGUACCCGUUUGGACAAGGGCAUACAAGUAGUAGCAUGCUGAGGCCAUUGUUUUGAUGUUUAUUCUGUGGUUAUGCCUCGGGGAUCAUGUUCGCCUAACCCGCGCGGUCCUUCAGUAGGAUCGAAAACAUGACACCGUGGUGCUUCUUGAGUGUGUAGCUGAGUCUUGCGGGAGAGACACGAAAUAUAUCCUCAUCUAUCUAUCUCCGUCCUCUCGUGACGAUACAGAUGCAUGGGGGUACCCGUUUCAUGUAAAAUCACUCUCUCACUCCAUCACAUCAUACAAAAUCAUCCUAGCCGUUCAAUCUUAAGUCAUCUUUUGAGAUGAUUACACUUGUCAUGAGAUAUGACUCAAUGAAAUCUAAUAUAAGAGACCACAUGGACUAUGAUCUAAUGGCUCACAUUAAAUCCUAACAACUUGAAUUAAAAACAGUAUAGUCCAUGUGGUGAUAGGAUAAUUGGAAGAUAGCUACUGUGAUUAAAAAAAAAAAAUUGAGGAUUUAAGCCCCUGUGGUGAA